CGUUAGGACGCCGUGUAGCAUCUAGCGCGUAGGUAUAUUAUUGUGUGGCUGUGUUUCCUUGUGUCGCUGGCGGAAUCUACUUGUUCUAAGAAAAAUGGCAGAUGUUAGUAAAGAAGAUCUUGAAAAGGAAAUCGCGAAGAUUCUCAAAAAUGCGAACCUCGCCAAGACCUCAACAAAAAAGGUUGUACAGAAGCUCGAGAAGAUAUUUGAUACUGACUUAACCGAGAAAAAGAAGAUCAUUGACCAGCUGGUGAUGGAUUAUGUGAACGAAAGUUCUGAUGAUGAAAAAGAUGGAGACGAGGAUGGAGAGGAAGAAGAAAAGAAGCCAGCUAAGCGAUCAGCCCCUGCUACAAAGGCUGCUUCAAAGAAAUCUAGGAAAGAAAGCUCUGAAGAAGAUGAUGAGGAUGGAUCCAAUGACAGUGAAUCUGAGGAGGAGAAGAAAAAGCCAGCACCAAAGAAAGGCAAGAAAAAGAAGGGAUCUGAAGAUUCCGACAGCGACUGGGGCAAGAAGAAGGAAAAAGCUCCUAAAGCUAAAAAGUCGGGAGGUAGCCGUAAAGGCGGUGGCUAUACAAGGGCAUACAAACUUUCCCCAGCCUUAGCAGAACUAAUGGGGCAAGAAGAAAUGCCCCGACAUGAAGUGGUCAAACGUGUCUGGACCAUCAUCAAAGAAAAAAAUCUCUACGAUCCCAAUAACAAGCAAUUUGCUAUUUGUGACGAUGCUCUGUACAAAGUUAUUGGUACGAAAAGAUUCCGUACGUUUGGUAUGAUGAAGUACCUCAAAACGCAUUUUCUCGAUGAGUAAUCUAGUUAAUUAGGUAACAUAUAUAUUAUAGACAUGUGA
Messenger RNA from Melitaea cinxia (Glanville fritillary), 841 nucleotides. It is a transcript of the gene Non2, whose product is annotated as upstream activation factor subunit spp27. Bases 95 to 802 code for a protein of 235 amino acids. The record is from RefSeq and is a predicted model, not a curated record. NCBI's taxonomy places the organism in Eukaryota, Metazoa, Arthropoda, Insecta, Lepidoptera, Nymphalidae. Gene Ontology annotation, cellular component: nucleus. The transcript has 5 exons.